Molecule: messenger RNA, 1094 nt
Organism: Aspergillus sclerotioniger CBS 115572
Lineage: Eukaryota; Fungi; Ascomycota; Eurotiomycetes; Eurotiales; Aspergillaceae
Exons: 1
Coding region: 413-964 (183 amino acids)
Source: RefSeq, a predicted model, not a curated record
GUUUGCAGUGCCCCGCACUUAAAAGCGACCAGAACUGCCAGGUGUGGGUUUACUUACCAUCAAAGUCCUUGACCAUGAGGUCCUCUGACAUCAUAUAAAGGACACCUAUCCCUCUAUGAGUGACUGGAAACCGCCCUGUUUAGUCUUCUGAAUACUAGAUAUUUGCAUUAAAAUGGCGAAUCAAGUCCCUCUCAUGUCCUACUUGCAAGAUGCCCUACCUGCAAUUCCGAUCAGUCACAGUGGCAACCCCAGAGGCAACACAACGAACUUGGCAUACAAGGCGUGAGACAUCCGCAGCGUUGCACCCUGGCCAGAAUUUACCCUGAAAACCAUCCUACAUAGAUACCAGGAUAUCCUUCUGCAGACUCGUCUACCUGGAGAGCAUAUGCCUACUUCCCCACCGCGAGCUAUCAUGGCGGAAAACCCCCUCAGAAGCAAAAUCUCAGAAUAUGUCAUUCCGAGGAUACGACGCAGCCUCCGAGUGAGCUUUGCUGGCCUAGCCGCAUCUAACCAAAUCAAUGGAAUAACAGCUGUCUCGUUUGAUGUCGGAGAAUACGCGCAGCUUAUUGAUAACUAUAAGCCGGACACUGCCUACUUUAUAGAUGCGCUGCAAUCUGGUAGUGGUCCAAACGGUGCCCCUGGAGAUAUCAAGCCCUCUUGGAAAUGGAGUACGGCUCUGGCAACUCACCUCGAUCCUCCGUUGCGCACCGAAUACCGCCAGGCACUCAGCCAAGUCAAUUACUACAUGAAACAGCAUGGGUCGCGCUACGGCUUUAUACUCUCAGAUCUCGAACUGGUGAUUUUCCGACGGGUGGAUAACAACGGCAACCUUCAGCUUGCCCCGGCAAUACCCUGGACCAGAGGUGGUACAGAAGAAGAGCCGCAGCUAACUGUUCUCCUGGCAUUGUGGUAUCUAGGGAUGCUCGCUGCCCAGGAUGAAGGCCCUGAUGGUUGGCACUUGUGAUCAGGAGCAGUUCAAGAUAUUCAUGUAUGGCUUAUCUGGAUUCCAUGGAGAUCGUGUGCGUCUCCAAGUGUCGUUGUCGAGCGUUGUAAUUAAAUUGUUCAGGUACAUAGUGGCUGCAGGGAUCCCGAUG